Mauremys reevesii (Reeves's turtle) is the source of this 3894-nucleotide messenger RNA. RefSeq names its product galanin receptor 3 (gene GALR3). NCBI's taxonomy places the organism in Eukaryota, Metazoa, Chordata, Testudines, Geoemydidae. The coding region runs from base 114 to 1346 and encodes 410 amino acids. Gene Ontology annotation, cellular component: membrane. Gene Ontology annotation, biological process: G protein-coupled receptor signaling pathway. The record is from RefSeq and is a predicted model, not a curated record. The transcript has 3 exons. Gene Ontology annotation, molecular function: G protein-coupled receptor activity.
GCGAGCGCCCCUCCCCCCACGCUGCCGGAGCCCGAGGACUCGACGGGGAGAGCUACAGAGCCCGCCCGCUGCCGUGCGGCUCCGGGGGGACAGGCCCACUGUCUGAUGGGGAGAUGCCGGAGAGCUGGAAUGCCUCCUCCAACAGCCUGGAGGUGCGUGCUGCGGGCAUCAUCGUGCCGGUGGUCUUCUUCCUCAUCUUCCUCCUGGGCACAGUGGGGAAUGGGCUGGUGCUGGCCGUGCUGCUGCACAAUGGCCAGGUGAAGUACACCACCACCAACCUGUUCAUCCUCAACCUGGCCAUGGCAGACCUCUGCUUUAUCCUCUGCUGCGUCCCUUUCCAAGCCACCAUCUACACACUGGACGGGUGGCUCUUUGGCCCCUUUGCCUGCAAGGCUGUGCACUUCCUCAUCUACCUCACCAUGUACGCCAGCAGCUUCACCCUGGCAGCCGUCUCUGUUGACAGAUACCUGGCCAUUCGUUACCCGCUGAAAUCCCGGGAUCUCCGGACCUCCCGGAAUGCAGCGGUUGCCAUCAUAGUGAUCUGGACCCUGUCACUGCUCUUUGCAGGGCCCUACCUCAGCUACUACCAGAUUGUCCACUACCAUGGGGUGCCCAUCUGUGUCCCCAUCUGGGAGGACCAACGCCGGAAGAUCCUGGACAUCCUCACCUUUGUGUUUGGGUACCUCCUGCCCGUGGUUGUCAUGAGCUUGGCUUAUGCCAGGACCAUCAAGUUCCUGUGGACCUCCGUAGACCCCAUCGAGAGAAUCUCAGAGUCCCGUAAGGCCAAGCGCAAGGUCACCAAGAUGAUUGUGGCUGUGGCCAUAAUCUUCUGCCUCUGCUGGCUGCCCCACCACCUGGUCAUCCUAUGCUUUUGGUUUGGCUACUUCCCCUUCAACCGAGCCACCUAUGCCUGCCGCCUGGCCUCCCACUGCCUGUCGUAUGCCAACUCCUGCCUCAACCCCAUCGUCUAUGCCCUCAUCUCUAAGCAUUUCCGCAAGAAGUUCAAGCAAGUCUUCACUUGCCUCCUCUUCCAGAACAAGAGCAGGAAGAAGAAGAGAGCUGGCAAUAAAGUCCACGUAACCAAUGUGGCCAACAAUGCUGCAGGUGUGUAUGGAGGUAACACCGAGGUCACCCAGAUCCAGGAGGAAAAUGCCAGGUGCUGCCAGGGCCCGCUGCAGAAAGACGCUGAAGACACCCAUCUCCCUGAGGCAUGGACUCAUCAGCUACAGGACGCCACUGUCUCUGCUCAGAGAAGACUGCUGGCUGAAGAAAGUUCGGUAACAACUGGCAAUCCACUGGCUGUGACCUCACCAGGGAGACCUCAGGGCCUGCUGACCGUCCACUGAUAAUAUAAAGCAAGAGGAGAAAUGCAUAAACCAGUGAGGGAGUCACCCUUCCACCCCUGAGUAUGCGAGCAGAUGGAACGAUGUAGUCCCUGGGAAAUUGCAUUGCAGUGAUGGCUAAUCUUAACAGUGCCAGCUGUGGCUUCUUUAUGAUUGUUCCACCCCUACCCACUUGCCUGUACCAUUCUUGUGGGAGCAGUGGAAUCCAUCAGUGGAAAUUCAGAAAGUAGGAGCAUGCUAACAUAAAAAUGAGAGACAUAGAGAACUAGACACAGCAUGAUCACUGGGGAAAGGACUGGACUCCCAGUGCCCUAGGCACUAUAUUGAAAGUCUGUGGCGAGGAGAAGGGGAAGGAGUUUUACUACCAUGUAUGAUAUGACACCAUACAAUUAACUGUGUGAUCUAGUGUAAGGCAUUGCCCACACAUUGGGGUUCAAGGAUCUGAACUUCCCUCUUGAGAUUAACUAGCCCCUCGAUAAGCCCUGUGCCUGUGUCUAUUGCUCACAGGGGCUAUUCCCCCUACACAUUUAGGCCUACAUUUUCAUCAAUGCCCACUAAUUUUGCGUGGCAUCUUGGGUACUGGAAAAUUGAGACGAGCAAAAUUAACGUACCCUGUUUGAAAACAUAGGCUGUAGUGUGGGUAUCAGGAUGCUGGGGGGAGUGGUUGGAAGAAUAUGUGUGUGUGUGUGUGUGUGUGUGUGUAGCUAUGUGUGAAGAGAGUUAGUCAUUUUGUUUGGACUAGGGAUGGGAAUAGGAUCUCUGUGUGUAUGUGAGAGUGGGGCAGUUCAAAACUUCCAUCACUGGAAAAACUGGGGCAAUGUCUCUAAUGUCCCAAGUAGCAGAAUUCUGUUCCCCACCUAUGUGUCUUCUCCUCUCUAGUAAUUCCCAGCAAGUUUAGGCCUUGCUCCAGUGCUAAUCCUCCAUCCCCAGCUACUCCGUUCUGUAUCAGAGAGGGCCUUCUUUGCAAUCCUAGCCCAAAACCCCAAUUGCAAGGAAGUCAGCAGCUCAUAUCAAUGGCUUAUUAUACUAAUUCUACUACCAUCACUGUUAUUAAAAUGAUUUAUUAUAUAGCAAGUAAAAAUGGAAAACCCGGUAUUAUUACAUCUCAGUGUCCCCUCCCACGCAUGCUGAUAGACUCAUAGAAGCUUGAGGUGGAAAAGCUCUGUUAGUUUAUUAAGUCGGUCUCUUCCCUCCACCCUGGCAAAGCAGGAUUAUUCCCUACGGGACACUUCCUAGUGCUUUGUCCACUCUAGCUUUACAUGUUCCAAGCAAUGGAGCUUCCACCACUUCUCCUGGGACUCUUCCCAAGGCUAAUACAUCUUUCCAUCAGUGUACCUUUGGUUCCUUUCCAAAUUCAUCCCAUUAUUCCUAGCUACACCCCUUUGUUCCACCCUAAAUAAUUCCCCUCCUUCCUUGGUGUUUACACCAUUCAAAUAGCUAAGAGUCUAUUGUGUUCCGCUCCCCUGCAUUGCUGUAUAGCUAAGCUAUAUGUAAUUUAAUUCUUUCAAUAUCCUCUCAUAAAUCAUUCCCUGCAGGCCUUCUCUGACCUGCAUCCAAUCUGUCAAUAUCUCACGGGCACUUUGAUUCCCAGAAUUCAGUGCAAUGUUCCAGGUUCGAUCUUGCCAGUGCCUGACAUAAGAAGGACUGUCACUUCCCUGCCCCAUGAUCUGAUCUCUGCAACAGAUCGGAAAAGAUCUGUUGGGUGGUGGUGUCCACCUCUCACAGCCAGCCAAGGCAGAGGGCAGGAUGUGUCCCUACCUUUCUAUAGUAGUGCUCGCACUGUUCUCUUUGCAAGCAUGUAGAGGCUUUGUGGAGCGGCUUCUGGCAUAAAGGUGAAGCAUCUGUCACUCCUCAGUGAUGUUAUUUGCUGGUUAUAGGCCAGUCUGGGGGUCUUUUAUAGUUUCCAGAGGCUCUUCUGGACAGCUAAUCUAACAUACCUCAAGCCGCUCUCUGCCCCUUAUGCACGGCUUAAUGUCUUUUUUUGUCAGAUGUUUCUUUGGUGUAACUAUAACUGUGAUCAAAUUUGUGGAUGACACCACAAUAGGAGUAGUCAACACCAGAGGACUGAACCAGGUUGCAAAGUCAGCUGGUGAGACGAGGCUACAGGCAUCAAAGGGCGACUUGGUCCUGACCAGCCACUGGGGAGAAGACAGCAAGCAACUGCACCCAUGGCAGCAAAGCAGGUUUAGUUUAAUCUUUACUCCUCAAUAUUGUCUUAAUGCGUCUUUGUCUUCAUGGAAAUCUCAAUUGGCUGCAAGGCGGGUAUGGGAACAGGAUUGGUUAGUGGGGUGGAAUCAUGGGGAAGAUCUGUCUUAAGAAAUGGGCCCCUUUGUUUGAUAACCACUGGCACUGUAUCCAAAGUUAGAGCUGUUCCAUUGCACGAGCCCCCUGGCCUCAGGGCAGUCACCUUGGAACCCUCCCUUGUUCCUGCAACUGUUCCCCUGCAUUCCCAUCUGGUCCUGCAGCCCCAAUGGAAUGUUUCAUUAAGGUAGCUGGACCACUCCCCAGGGGCGGCUCUAUGAAUUUGGCCGCCCCAAGCAUGGCAGCACGC